CAGUUCCUUGGUUUCUAUUGUUUCUUCGUUGCUCCUCUGCCGCCUGUGCUUUGACAGCUAAUUCACCGCGUUUACCGUAAAGUUAGCUUCCGUUGUCGCGUCCAUCGCCUGCACUCAGCGUUUGCGUCGUUAACGGCUUGAUUACGGAGAAUGGGUCUGGAGUCUGGGAUGACGGAGAGCCGGAUGGUCCAUCCCAAGUACCUUAUCGCUGACGCGCGGCCUCUUGGUCUCGCGGGUUUCGCGGCGACGACCUUCGUGCUAUCAGCUCACAAUGCCGGGUGGGCUCCCGACACGAUCUGGAUCGGCAUGGCGUUCUUCUACGGCGGACUGGGUCAGUUCGUAGCGGGGAUGUGGCAGUUCAAGCGCAACUGCACCUUCACCGCGACCGCCUUCUCCACCUAUGGCUGCUUCUGGAUGGCUAACGGGCUCUUCCACAUCCUCCUGCUGCUCAAUCUGCUUCCAGCGGCGUUCGAAACCAGCGAGUCCGUCGCGUGGUUCCUGACGUCGUUCCUCAUCUUCAACACGUACAUGUGCGUCGCGUCGCUGCUCAUGCCGCUCGUCGAGGUGGUGGUCUUCGUGCUGCUCGAGCUCACCCUCUUCACGCUCAUGGUCGGCAACUUCAAGGGCCAGAAGGCGGGGGAGUCGGGCACCUGGACCAUGGCUGGCGGGUACAUCGGCGUCUUCACGGCUGCUGCUGCGUUUUACUACUCCAUGGCCUGCUGUAUCAACACCAUGAUGAAGAAAAAUGUUGUGUUUAUUGGGAAGCCUCUUGUAUCGAGUCAAGACAAGGAGGAGGCUCUGUAGUGUUUCCCGCCAGAGUUAGCAGCGCAACCAUUCAGCAUGGUUGUGAGAACAUUCCAUGCUGGGUCUUAACCUAGUGCCACAUGCGUGUGCAUUUAGUGUAAUUUCUUCCGAUAUAUUUAUAUCCUAGGGAGAUUUAUAUCCUUUGUAAUGCUGCUGAAUAAUGGAACGGCUAGCAA
This is a messenger RNA of Closterium sp. NIES-67, 980 nucleotides long. The record is from the annotation of a GenBank genome assembly. Lineage: Eukaryota; Viridiplantae; Streptophyta; Zygnematophyceae; Desmidiales; Closteriaceae.